AUGAAGAGGCGCUGCUGCAAUAUUGCGAUGAUAAGAGUAUUACCAUGGCCACUGGCGGUUGUAACGCUCUUCAUGCUAUCUGCAGCAGACGAAAUUCACGAUACUCGGGAAGGUGAAACAGUGACGCUCAAGUGUCGAUUCAGCGCGGAAUCUGUAUCGAACCGUUUUUCCUACUACUGGGCCCGCUCUGCUGGUAACAAAUUCGACAACGUUGCUAUCAACGGCGUGCAGCUAAACAUGAACUACAGAAUCGACUUUCGACCUAAACAAGGUAUAUACGAUCUUACAAUAUUGAAUAGCUCCUACAGCCGAGAUAAUGGCCGCUUUGAGUGUCGCGUGAAGGCUAGCGGAACUGGAGCUGACGUACACCAGGAAUUCUACAACCUAACUGUGCUCACUCCACCUCAGCCUCCAAUUGUUGAACCAAUCGAUCUUAAAGCCACCGAGGAUGAAAAGUUUGAACUAACAUGCAGUAGUGUUGGAGGAUCACCAGAUCCAAGUAUAACCUGGUAUCGGAUAGGUUCAGAAAAACCUCUUGAAGCAACUAUCAUAAAGGGAGGGUCAAAGGACCUUCGUACUUCGAUUACUCUGGGAAUAGUGCCACGCCGUGAGGACGAUGGAGCAAAAUACCGUUGCGUUGUUUGGAAUCGUGCCUUGUCGGAGAUAGAUGUGUUGGAAACGACAGUCACUCUUUCCGUAAACUAUUAUCCAAGGGUAAUGAUUGGCCCCGAAAAUCCUUUGCAAGUGGAACGUGAUAGUAAGAAUGUGGUUUUAGAAUGUACUGUAGACUCUAACCCCAAGGUUCCGAAUGUCAGGUGGACGCGCAAUGGAAGGCUUGUAAGCACAUCACCUUCCCAUACGAUACAACGUGUAUCAGUCCAGGAUGCAGGCAGCUACUCUUGUUCAGCGGACAACGGGCUUGGCAAAAUGGAUGAAAAGAUCAUUACGGUGGAUGUUCUGUAUGCUCCGAUUGUAGUUAUCGAGUCGAAAACCUGGGAAGCGGAAGAACGAUCGAUGGUAUCAAUACGCUGCAAUGUGACAUCCAAUCCGCCGCCUAUCACCAUCGAAUGGUUUAAAGAAGGUAAUCCCGACAUUCGGUAUACUGGUGAUAUUCUGCAACUGCAGGAUGUUAGAGCAGAACACGCUGGACGUUACAUCUGCCGCGCAGUCAAUAGGAUGAAACCAUAUAAAGGUAAAAUCGUGGAACGCGCAGGUAAUUCAACGGUGGCUUUGCUGGUACGUCAUCGUCCAGGUCAGGCAUUCAUCAAUCCGAACAAACCUGUUGUACAUGUCGGCAACGGAGUAACGCUGACUUGCUCCGUAAAUCCUCCCGGCUGGCCAGUACCACAGUUCCGUUGGUUUAAGGAUGCUGUUGGUGAACUAUCUAAAAGCAAAACUAUUCUUGCACAAGGACCCCAAUACGUGAUAAUAAGUGCGCAUCUUGGUAGUGAAGGAAGGUAUCAUUGUCAUGCAGUGAAUGAGUUAGGCCAUGGCCCAAUGGCUACAAUCAGUCUAGAAGUUCAUCAACCUCCUCAAUUAAUCGGGAAAAUGCAACAGCACAUGAUGAAACGCGAAGGUGAUAUGGACUUCUCGGCUACCUGUAAUGUAAAAAGUAAGCCACGGCCAACAGUAAGAUGGCUUAAAGAUACUCGAGAUAUAACGACGGAUGCCAACAUGUAUCGCAUUAGUACAAAGAGUAAUAAUAGUUUAAGUGGUAUGGUUACUGUCCAGAGCACUUUGCUGUUUCAGGGUAAAGCUCGACCGCACAGGAACCAGCUCCUUCCCAGCGAUAGGGGUACUUAUUCUUGUCUGUUUGAGAACGACGUCAGUGCUACGAAUGCUAGUAUGAACCUGCGCAUCGAGCACGGACCGAUCGUAGUGCAUCAGUAUAAUAAGGUCGCCUACGAGAUCAACGAGAAAGCGGACAUUGUGUGUCGCGUGCAGGCUUUUCCAAAACCAGAGUUCCAAUGGCAACUCGGUACCAACACGGCCGUUUUGUCGUCCGAUGGGCACUACGAAAUAAACACUUCCACUGACAACAAUGAUAUUUAUACUAGCGUAUUGCGUAUUAACUGCGUCAACCAUGAAGAUUAUGGAGACUACAAUUGUCGCGUAAGGAACCCCAUUGAUACGAUUCGGAUAUCAGUACGUCUACAGCCGAAAGGGCCACCAGAAAAACCAACAAAUCUUGCUGCGGCGGACGUAGGUUCAAAUUAUGUAUCGCUAAUAUGGGAUCCUGGCUUCGACGGUGGCAUCACAAAUACAAAAUUCUUUGUAUUCUUCCGGAAAGUGGCUAUUUCGCAGCAUGGCCAAGCGAUAGACGAUUGUAUAAUUACGCAGCAGGUUAGCUCCGAGUGGAUCGAAUACGACUGCCAACGGAACGUACCGUGCAGCGUGACACCACUCGAUCCGUAUCAGAAUUAUGUUUUCAAGGUGAAGGCCAUUAACGGAAAGGGCCAUUCGGAACUCUCCAACGAGAUAGCAACGACGACCAAAAUCAACAAAAUAUUCGCUCCUCUUCAUGUUAGAUUCGACCCAGAUACCAAACAAAUAGGCAUAAGUGUUGGAGCCACUUGUGUACCACUGAUGGCCGUCGUCGAGACAAUUGGAUUUCACAAAAGUUUAAUAGAGUCCUGGCAGAUUGUGCAAUCCAUUCCUCUUAAUGUGUCGGGUAACGGUCCAUUGUUUAUGGAACAUGUCCUCGAGAACAUGUACUCUGAACGUCGUCCAACCAGCGGUCGGUCAAUGACUACCGAUGACGAUUUUUCUAUGUCACUGGAGGAGGAAAUUCCUCUAAAAAUUCGUGUCAAGUUGUGUUUAAAAUCUAGUCACGAACACUGCGGCGCAUACAGAGAUGCUGAAAUUGGUCCAAUACUGAUACAUGACUCUGCAAUCAUUGUCACCCCAACGCUAAUCGCAAUUGUCGUUUCGUGCGUAGUGUUUGCAUUGUUCUUCGGACUCAUGCGAAUGUUUUGUCGGUGUAAACGAAGCCAAAUGAAAAAAUCGAAUCAAUCAAAGGGAUAUGAAAUGCAAGCAGCGCGACCUUCGAUAGUGGCACAACAAUGUCAAGCACCACCUCCUUACUAUCACGUUACACCAGUGUUGGACAACAAAGCGCUAGACUACUCAAUGGAUCAUGCACUAUCGGUCGAUGAUCAACAAACAUCCGUAUACGCUACUCACAAUGGCUACGAAUAUCGCAGCGGAACUAGAAGGCGAGUAGCAAACCGGAACCAGCCAUCAAACGAAUGGGUCCGAACAGGCUACACAGAAAAUAGUUGCACACUCUCGUACAAUGACGGUAGUGUCUACUCACAGGAUUCCAUUUGGCGUCAACUGAAAGAAGCAGCGACCGUGCAUCCAUUUUCCGCUCUCGCGUCAAUCUCAAACGUUUAUGAUGGAGCUGCGAUAUCCUUAGUAGAUGAGUGCAUUCAAUAUCCUAACCAGGUGACACCACUCAAUCAACUAGCCGGCGAAGACGUUUACUUACAUCAUCAGCCACAUCAAGAGUAUCGUGCAGGUACGUUCCAUCCCUCACGUCAGGAAUACUGCAAUGAUUCUUACGCGUCAGUGCAUACAGCACAAAAACGAUUAGAGCAGUCUUCUCAAAUCGAUUCAUCAUAUUAUGACUUAAAUGGUUUGCAAGAUCCCUACCUGGAACAUCACCUUGAUCAAAAAGAUAGCAAAUCGCUACAGCUAAAUCAUUCACAAGACAAUGGACGCUUACAGCAGCAACAAUCGCAACCGAUGUACGAUGAAGGCCUGGAAAGCGGAUACUCAACACCAAAUUCACGAAAUCGUCGCGUCAUUCGAGAAAUAAUUGUUUGAGAGUAACCCCGAACACGAUUUACGGAUGACAAACGGCGCUUCACUUCGGUAGCUGUAUCUGAUAAUUUACCUUUACAUAAGUUAACGCUAAAAAAAUUACAGAACUUCCUGGCAGCACACUCGUUUCGCGCCGUGUUAAAUGUAAUAAAUACAUUUUAAAACGAGAAACACGAGGCACAUGGCUGUGUCGUAAUGUGUCGAAAUUAUGGAUGUAAAUAUGAUCGCUAACGUUCACGAGAUCGCUAACGAGCUAUGGGCACAACGAUAUGAUCUAUAUAAGUGGCAAUCAUGCAACGACAAGGGAAGCUAACACUUAUAGUGUCAAUCGGCUCGGCACUAACACUAUCGGCCAAAAAAGUAACACUAUCCACCCUAAAAGAUUUGGCUGAUAGGCUUGAUAUUUAAAUCAGAUGUUAUCGAUUAUAGAUAGAGGCAAACCCCUUGAUUACAUACCUGAACAUUUGAAUGCUUACCACGAAUUACUCGCUUAUUCAUGUUGGGAAAAUUAAUUAUGUGAAACCUGAAAUCUUAUGAGGUGCUCAUCCUUAUGUGUUUUUAAAUAUUACUAAAACAUCAGCCAGUGCUGUUUGUUUCACCUCCAUCUUUUACUUCGAUAUGCCAAAGAAUUCUACGUUAAAUCAUCUUUAUCUACACUAUUCUCACGAUUAGAACAUUAAACAAUCAAGCUCUACAUUGCAUGUUUCCAUACUUUGUAAAUGGCGUAUAAAUGCAUGUACUGAAAAUGAAGGUAGAAACGAAGUACAACGAGAAUGUUGGAUAGGCAUGUGAGGGUGCGCCAUAUAGACAGGAGCUAUUAAACUAUUUGUAUUAAUUAAUGGGAUUUAUUUAGAGAACAAUGUUAUUGCAAAUACAAUGUCAUUUAUUGACAACUCACUCAGAAUUAGGUGCCAAGGCAGGCGUCUCCAAAAUUUCUUUAGAUAAGCACGCAUAGUUAUUCAAUAUUUAAAUAGCUCCUUCUAAACUCUCCUUCUAGAGCAGCCUAUAUGGAAUAUAGCAUAGUUUUAAAAAAAUACGGAAAAAAGUUCAUAGUUUAAAAAAAUUCGGAACCAUCUUACCUGCAAUUACGAUAAUUCUAUACACUAACAGAUAGGCUAGCUUACAGUCGAAUGUGUUUUUAGAAGAAAUUUAUGCCCUUAAUGAGGUGUAACAUAAUGACAAAA
Anopheles darlingi is the source of this 5009-nucleotide messenger RNA. Its product is annotated as hemicentin-1-like. The transcript is spliced from 9 exons. Gene Ontology annotation, cellular component: cell-cell junction. The coding region runs from base 1 to 3828 and encodes 1275 amino acids. Gene Ontology annotation, biological process: cell-cell adhesion. The record is from RefSeq and is a predicted model, not a curated record. Lineage: Eukaryota; Metazoa; Arthropoda; Insecta; Diptera; Culicidae. Gene Ontology annotation, molecular function: cell adhesion molecule binding.